AGGGCUAUGCUUGCGUGACGAAGACAAACACGCGUUUUUUUUUAAACGUGAAGAAGCCAGUUUUUUGGUUUUUAGUGACAAAAUGUUUGUAUACAAUCGAAAGUACACCAGUCUAUUACAAGAUAAACACUAGCUCUCAGUCAAGGACAUCGAAAGUGAGACGGCAUGCCAUAUUGUUUUAGAACUCACACGAAUAUCAAUUCAAAACAAAGAAAAUUUCGUUUUGAUGGCGAUGAAGUCUUCGAUUGAAGAGUUUGUAGUCGUUUUAGACGAUCCUGACCGUGUUUACUCGCCCGGACAACAUGUACACGGUAAAGUCAUCUUAAACUCAAAACAACCUGUGAAAAUCCAUAAGCUAUUCUUGGAGUGUAAUGGUGAAGCSUAUGUAUGCUGGCCGGAGGGUAGCGGUACUUACACUCGAUAUCGCUACAAUAAACAAGAAUAUUAUCAUCUAAAAUCCUGCUUGUACGAUCAAGAAUCUUCAAGUCAAGAUAUUUGCAGUAGCUAUGAAUUCUCAUUUCGAUUUACAAUACCUUACCARGACCUCCCCCCUUCGUACGAGUCUGCCCAUGGCUAUAUAAGAUACUCUAUUAGUGCUAAAAUACAAAAGAAAGGAAAAACUAAAUUCAAGACAGAAAAGACUUUGUUUAAUAUUGGUAACUAUCAAGAAUAUGAUAAAAAGGAACUUGAAGAAAUAAAAAAUAGCGAACAGACAGUACGGAAUGGUAAAGACCAAACAACAGUGCUUGGAAGAAGAUGCUAUCCUAUAGGAAUGGUAAACUUAUCGGCCUACACUGAUAAGAUACUUUACCAGGACGGGGAAACCAUUAAGACAGAGAUCCAUAUCGAUCGUCAACAAAAGAUCGAAAGAAUUGAUGUGGCGUUGGUUAGAGUGACCAAAUAUAGCGACAGCCAUGGUCAUUCAACAUGUUAUGCUGAUAAACUAGUGUGCAUAGAUAAAGAGCUAGUUCAAGACCCUUCAGAAGAUCCAACCAUCAAACUAAAACUACCAAUACCUCAUGACAUCUAUCCAACUUUGCAAUUUGGAUGCAAAUGCAUUUGUAUAUAUUACCACAUAGAGGUCCGUUUACGCCCCAAAAACAAACUAUGUAAAGAACCAUAUAUCAAAAUACCUAUUAUAAUAUCAACAACAACAGGGUCUGAAAUAGCUACGGAUCAAGCUAGCGUAAGUAAUAACUGCCUUGGGGCAUUAUUCUGCGUCACAGGACGACSCAUAGCAAGAACUGAGCCCCUUCCACAUAAUGUCCCAUAUCCUAGGAGGAGCACGAGCAGUGAUGUAGACUAUGAGGAUUAUGAUAUUAACAAAAGUUGGUCUAAAGUUUCUCUUGUAUGAGGUGGAGAACCGUACAAAGAUGUGGUGAAGAAUGAAUUAAUAGUUCUUUAUAUAAUACUAAUACAAUAUUUACAUCGACAAUCUUUUUAACAAAUAAUUGUCGUGAGAUAUCGAGACGUUGAGAUUGCGCAUGGAGACAAAGGCAUGGUGGAUAACCCUAUUUCAUGGUGGAUAACCCUAUUUUAUCAUUGUAACUAUACAUGUCACUAUAGUAAAUUUGUAAUUAAUAUUUUAAUAUCACAACUGAUUUGUAUACUGCUUUCAAAAAUUCUUAUAAUUAAUUCUUAACGAGUAUAAUAUUGAUAUGCAUUCUAUGUUUUACACACUAUGUAAUGUAACUGAACAGAGUUGGAGAACACGUGUAAUAUUGCCACAGCAACUAACAUGCUAAUUAUUUUUCCAAAUAUUGUGUAUAAAUAAUACUGAUAUCUUCUCUUUUAAUAAACUGUCGUAAUAUUAUGGAGUCUGAACAAAUAAAUGACGGAGAACAGUGA
Exaiptasia diaphana is the source of this 1848-nucleotide messenger RNA. Its product is annotated as arrestin domain-containing protein 17. Gene Ontology annotation, biological process: protein transport. The coding region runs from base 227 to 1354 and encodes 375 amino acids. The transcript is spliced from 5 exons. Gene Ontology annotation, cellular component: cytoplasm. The record is from RefSeq and is a predicted model, not a curated record. Lineage: Eukaryota; Metazoa; Cnidaria; Anthozoa; Actiniaria; Aiptasiidae.